ACUAGUGCCUGGCCCACGACAGGCGGCCAGCGCGGAGGAAGAGGCGGCGGCAGUGCCAGGGUGGACCAGCACAGGGUGGCCACGAUGUUUGACAGCUCGCAGUACCCCUAUAACUGCUUCAAUGACGACACCGACGACUACCCUGCCGGCAGCUCCGACGAGGAAAAACGGCUUACAAGGCCAGCGUACAGCUACAUCGCGCUGAUUGCCAUGGCCAUUCAGCAGAGCCCCGCGGGCCGUGUGACCCUGUCCGGCAUCUACGACUUCAUCAUGCGCAAGUUCCCCUACUACCGCGCCAACCAGCGCGCCUGGCAGAACUCCAUCCGCCACAACCUGUCGCUCAACAGCUGCUUCGUCAAGGUGCCACGGACCGAGGGCCACGAUAAGGGUAAAGGCAACUACUGGACGUUCGCGGGCGGCUGCGAGUCCCUCUUGGACCUUUUCGAGAAUGGCAACUUCCGGCGGCGGCGGAGGAGACGCGGCCCCAAGCGCGAGGGGCCCCCGGGUCCCCUCGAGCCAGCAGUGCGUGGGUCAACGGGCUCUGAUAGCGCGCGAGUUCCAGACCGGGAGGCCCGGGUCAGCCCUGCCACACACAGAGACAUCAAAUUCAGCAUUGACUACAUCCUCUCUUCCCCGGACCCUUUCCCUGCGCUCAGGUCGCCCUGUCACUCCCAGGAAGCCAGGUAUCUGGAGGCGCUGGAGCCCCAGCAAAUGAGCUUUCAUUUUUGGGCAGCAUGAGGUGGCCCUGGAGCUUUGCAGUCAGUUGAGGACUUGGGCCUGCUCCCUCCCCUAAAGGCAGGACUUGAACCAGGCAUCUUGAAUCAAGAACCCUGGACGGGUCCACAUCUACAUACUUCUUCCCAGGCUGCCCCAGGGGAACUCAGCUCUCCAUUUGGAGGAAAGAUCUGGAGAUCUUCUUAUAAAAGGUAUUUAUGGUGAUGUUGUGACUUUAUAAAGAAUGAGAACAGUUCUCUCACAGGAAAACCUGGCUCAGAUUU
Molecule: messenger RNA, 998 nt
Organism: Microtus oregoni (creeping vole)
Lineage: Eukaryota; Metazoa; Chordata; Mammalia; Rodentia; Cricetidae
Gene: Foxl3
Product: forkhead box L3
Exons: 3
Coding region: 85-738 (217 amino acids)
Biological process (GO): regulation of transcription by RNA polymerase II; anatomical structure morphogenesis; cell differentiation
Molecular function (GO): DNA-binding transcription factor activity, RNA polymerase II-specific; RNA polymerase II cis-regulatory region sequence-specific DNA binding
Source: RefSeq, a predicted model, not a curated record